Molecule: messenger RNA, 1638 nt
Organism: Neoarius graeffei (lesser salmon catfish)
Lineage: Eukaryota; Metazoa; Chordata; Actinopteri; Siluriformes; Ariidae
Gene: tmprss3a
Product: transmembrane serine protease 3a
Exons: 13
Coding region: 1-1638 (545 amino acids)
Biological process (GO): proteolysis; acrosome reaction
Cellular component (GO): membrane
Molecular function (GO): protein binding; serine-type endopeptidase activity
Source: RefSeq, a predicted model, not a curated record
AUGGCUGACCCAGAGGCGGAGGCCAGAGCCGACCUUGAGGAUGGAGUUGUAGAGGUUCCACAAACAGGUGGAGGAGAGAGUGAAGUUCCCCACGAACAGGUUGCAGAGACACAGCAAAUGGAAAGUGCAAAAUUAGAGGUGGUGUCUGUUGGAGAUCAAGACCUUCCAGCUCCCACUCCUCCCCUCGAGAGCCACAAUGUCAGCAUAUCAGCAGAAAACAGCACCAAUAACCCAGGCUCUGAGAAUGUAGAGCAGACAGACUGUCAGACAGACUCUACCAACAAUUUCCAAGCACAAUGUUCAAGUCCAGGAAUGCCUGUUACUAAAGUUCAGCCCUUCCUGUCAGAAGACAAAACACUCAGAGGUCGUUUAUUUGCACGAAGAAUGGAGCUUUUAAUUGGUGUCUGCAUAUUGCUCAUUGUUAUCUUUGUCCUUGGCAUCGGUCUGGGAGUGGGCCUGAGCUGUAGAGGGAAGUUCCGGUGCAGCUCAUCGGUCUGUGUCAGUAUCUCUGCACAGUGUGAUGGACACAUUGACUGUGAACAUGGCGAAGAUGAGCUCAGCUGUGUGCGUGUUAGUGGGAAGAGUUCAGUGCUGCAGGUGUUAAAUGGAGGAGUCUGGAGCACUGUGUGUUCAGAAACAUGGGAGUCUGAGCUGGGCUUCUCUGCCUGCAAACAGCUGGGAUACUCCAGUUAUGUGGAGUCUGGUUCCCUCUCUCUCACCUCGAUUGAACAAGACCUUCAGGAUAAUCUGGUGUCUAUCAACCUGAGCCAGCAGAAUCCUCUGCAUCCAAUCAAGAUACACAACACAACUAACCUGAGCAAAACUGAAUGCAGAUCAGGAAAGAUAAUAACUUUAAGGUGCUUGGAGUGUGGUUCCCGACCCCAGUACAGUGCACGUAUAGUGGGGGGUAACCUGUCUCAAGAAGGCCAGUUUCCUUGGCAGGUGAGUCUUCAAUUCCAUUAUGAGCACCUGUGUGGAGGAUCUAUUGUAGGAACACGGUGGAUAUUAACAGCUGCACAUUGUGUGUAUGGCUUUGCGUACCCCCCUUUAUGGACGGUACUCGCUGGACUCACAGAGCAGCCAGCCACUGGGGCCAAGUAUCUGACUGUAGAGAAAAUUAUUUAUCAUGGCCGCUACAGACCCAAAGGCCUGGACUAUGACAUCGCCCUGCUGAAACUGUCAAAGCCACUUACCUUCAAUGGCUACAUUGAGCCCAUCUGCCUACCAAACUUUGGAGAAGAGUUUGAGGAUGGGAAGAUAUGCUGGAUUUCAGGAUGGGGAGCCACGGAGGAUGGAGGUGAAGCAAGUGUGUCUCUGCAUUCUGCGAAGGUGCCGCUGAUCUCGACCAAAGCCUGCAGUCAGCCUGAAGUCUACCAGGGCUACAUCUCCCCUGGCAUGAUCUGUGCAGGAUACCUCGAAGGAGGAACUGACUCCUGCCAGGGGGACAGCGGUGGUCCUCUGGCCUGUGAAGAAUCAUCUGUGUGGAAGCUGGUAGGAGCUACAAGUUGGGGUCAGGGCUGCGCUGAGCGAAACAAACCUGGAGUUUAUACACGCAUCACACAAGCUCUCACCUGGAUUCAUCAACAAAUGGAGAGAGAAGAAACACUUUACCCCUCUCCCAUCAGUUCAGACAACUGA